This is a messenger RNA of Ricinus communis (castor bean), 1983 nucleotides long. Its product is annotated as phospholipid:diacylglycerol acyltransferase 1. Gene Ontology annotation, cellular component: cytoplasm. NCBI's taxonomy places the organism in Eukaryota, Viridiplantae, Streptophyta, Magnoliopsida, Malpighiales, Euphorbiaceae. Gene Ontology annotation, biological process: lipid metabolic process. The record is from RefSeq and is marked provisional.
AUGUCGAUUUUGAGACGGAGAUUAAGAGUGCAAAAUUCUUCCCAAAUUGAGGCCGACAACGAUGAGAAAGAGAAGGAGAAGCGAAAGAGAAAGAAAGAGAUCAAGAAAUGGAGGUGCGUGGACAAUUGCUGUUGGUUUAUAGGUUUUAUAUGUUCGAUGUGGUGGUUUUUACUAUUUUUAUACAAUGCAAUGCCUGCUUCUUUUCCUCAAUAUGUGACGGAGGCGAUAACGGGACCGAUGCCGGACCCACCUGGCGUUAAAUUAAGGAAGGAAGGGUUGACUGUCAAACAUCCGGUGGUUUUUGUGCCUGGCAUUGUUACAGGUGGACUUGAGUUAUGGGAAGGACAUCAGUGUGCUGAUGGUUUGUUUAGAAAACGACUUUGGGGUGGUACAUUUGGUGAUCUCUACAAAAGACCACUAUGCUGGGUUGAGCAUAUGUCUCUGGACAAUGAAACAGGACUAGACCCUCCUGGCAUUAGGGUCAGGGCUGUAUCUGGACUUGUGGCAGCUGAUUAUUUUGCAGCAGGUUAUUUUGUCUGGGCAGUUUUAAUUGCUAAUUUGGCUCGCCUUGGGUAUGAGGAGAAAAACAUGUAUAUGGCUGCAUAUGACUGGAGACUAUCAUUUCAGAACACUGAGAUUAGGGACCAAAGUUUGAGCAGGAUAAAAAGUAAUAUAGAACUCAUGGUGGCUACCAAUGGCGGGAAUAAGGUGGUUGUUCUUCCACAUUCAAUGGGUGUUCCAUACUUUCUGCAUUUCAUGAAAUGGGUAGAGGCACCAGCUCCAAUGGGUGGUGGGGGUGGACCUGAUUGGUGUGCCAAGCACAUAAAAGCGGUGAUCAAUAUUGGUGGACCAUUUCUGGGUGUGCCAAAAGCAAUCUCAUCACUUUUCUCAAAUGAAGGAAGGGAUAUUGCUGCAGCCAGGGCUUUCGCGCCAGGAUUUUUGGAUAAGGAUGUUUUUGGUCUUCAAACUUUUCAGCAUGCAAUGCGAUUGACUCGGACAUGGGAUUCAACCAUGUCCAUGAUACCAAAAGGUGGGGAAACAAUCUGGGGUGGCCUUGAUUGGUCGCCUGAAGGAGUCUACAACUGUGGUUCAAACACACCAAAGAACAAUAAUACCCAGACUGCAGGUCAAACUGGGAAAGGAACUUCAAGUUUCACAGAAGGUGUGAACUAUGGGAGAAUUAUAUCGUUUGGGAAAGAUGUGGCUGAGCUUCAUUCUUCCAAAAUUGAUAGGAUAGAUUUCAGGGAUGCUGUUAAGGGUAAUAGAGUUGCAAACAAUUGUGACAUCUGGACGGAGUACCAAGAAAUGGGUAUUGGAGGUAUCAAAGCUGUUGCUGAUUAUAAAGUAUACACAGCUGGAUCAGUUAUAGAUCUGCUGCAUUUUGUAGCUCCUAAGCUUAUGGCACGUGGAGAUGCUCAUUUUUCACAUGGGAUUGCGGACAAUUUGGACGAUCCAAAAUAUGAGCACUACAAAUAUUGGUCAAACCCUUUGGAAACAAGAUUACCAGAUGCUCCUGAGAUGGAGUUAUAUUCUAUGUAUGGAAUUGGAAUACCGACUGAAAGAGCAUAUAUUUACAAGCUAACUCUAACCAGUGAAUGCGCUAUUCCCUUUCAGAUAGAUACCUCAGUGACAGGUGGAAGCGAGAACUCUUGUCUAAAAGAUGGAACUCUUAAUGUUAAUGGAGACGAGACAGUUCCUGUAUUAAGUGCUGGUUUUAUGUUUGCAAAGGGUUGGCGAGGGAAAACUAGAUUCAACCCUUCAGGCAUUCAUACUUAUAUAAGGGAAUAUAAUCACGCUCCACCUGCUAAUCUUCUGGAGGGUCGAGGCACCCAGAGUGGUGCUCAUGUUGAUAUCUUGGGGAAUUUUGCAUUAAUAGAGGACGUUUUAAGGAUAGCAGCUGGAGCUAGAGGAGAGGAUUUGGGAGGAGACCGAGUUUAUUCUGAUAUUUUCAAAUGGUCUGAGAAGAUCAACUUGCCGCUAUAG